Molecule: messenger RNA, 834 nt
Organism: Symbiodinium pilosum
Lineage: Eukaryota; Dinophyceae; Suessiales; Symbiodiniaceae
Source: the annotation of a GenBank genome assembly
AUGGCAAAAAAGCUGCUGAAGAGAAAGCGCGCAGCGGCUCCAAGCGCAGGAGCUCCGGAGGAGGCAAGCGAUGGCCAACUCGCAACACCGGUGAGACGGAAGAAGCGCAGAGUUGCUUCCAAAUCUGGCGGGGAGCCCACUGCAGACCCUGCGCCGAAGCCUGCUGCAGAGCCUGCCACAGAGCCGGCGCCGGAGCCUGUGCCAGAACCAGAGCAGCUCCAGGAGCCAAAGGUGGACAGGAAGGGCAUCGUGCACCUCGCUUCGAUACCUCUUUGCAUGGGCAUCCAGAAAUUGCGCCACAUCAUGGAGCAAUUUGGUGACAUCGGCCGUGUGUACCUUGCUCCCGAGGAAAAGUUCCGGCAGCAGAACCGGAAGCGCGCUGGUGGCAGCCGAAAGCUCCGCUACACAGAAGGCUGGGUGGAGUUUGCGGAUCGCCGGGUUGCCCGCCGUGUAGCUGAAAGUUUGAAUGCUACCACAAUUGGCGGGAAGAAGCGACACAACUUCUUCCGAGACGACAUUUGGAACAUUCGUUACCUACCAGGGUUCAAGUGGCACAUGCUCAAGGAGGGCACCAUCUACAAUCAGCAAGUGCGAAAAGCACGCCUGCAGCAGCGCAUGAGCCAGGCGCAACGCGAGAACAGCUACUACUUGGAGAGCGUAGAGAAGGCCCGGACCAAAGAGAAGGUGGCCGCCCGCCGUGCUGCGAAGGGCAAGAGCCCAAGCGCUCUUCAAACAGGGCAGGAAGAGCUCGGUCGACCUGCUGAGCUACGCCGGGCCCCGCUGCCCAGUGGACCGGGCGCGAUAUCUGAUAGGGUCCUGAGCAAGCUCCUUUAG